AGCGUUGGGAAUCAUUAACUCAGCCGUCGAAUGCUUUGAUGGCAUUGACGAAACAACAGGAUUUGAUAGCUCGAUACCUAAUUAACGGAUAUGGUCAGCCUGAAGUUUAAAGCUCCGAUAUAAAUGACUAGAAGAAAACAUGGACAAAAAAAUUUACCAGAUCUUCUAGAACUUCACCAUAUGAAUGUGAUGUUGCCGCCCAGAUGUGGGAACUUCUCGAUGUCAGAAUGUGGAAGAAAAACUGAUUACCACAUAAGACUAUAUGGUAACAGUGCAUUUCACUAGAAAGGAGUUACAGACCAAACAUCUGUAAACUAUGGCUGACUUUCAGGACUUAGACAUUCUAUCUCUCAUCAACGAUCGACCAGGAUGGGAAAUUGGUAUGCAAGAUGAUGAUCUAGAUAUUUCUGUUGAACUUGAUGAGGAAAAUGAGGUUCCAAACUGCUUUACAAAUGAAGAUCUCAAGGGUCAGCAUUUUGCUUCUUCUGUAAUAGGCAGCUUCAACAGCAACCAGCAAGAAGAAAAUGGAGAUGCGACUGACGAGUACGGUGAUAAUAGUGAUAUUAGUGACAAUGAGAACAGUGUUAAUGACAAUGAAAACAAUAUUAGUGACAGUGACAACCAUAAACUCACAUCUGAUGAAGAAGAUGAUAUUAAGAAUGAUAAUUAUUCCUCUGACGAAGAUGUUGUUGAAGAAUCUAUUAAUAGAAAAAAUGGCAUAAGAAGUCACUCUGAUCAUGACGAAGAAGCUGAUAACUAUGAUGAUGAUGAUGAUGAUGAUGAUGAUGCCAAAAGUGAUGAGAGAAAGAGUUCAGAUGAGGAGGAGGAGGAGGAAGAGGGUUCAGAUGACGAUAAAUCUAUUACAAGUAAAGGAAGUGUUGAUGAAAAUGUUCAGGAACAGCAGGAUGACAGCUAUCCGAUGAAUGAAUUCUGUGAAAAUGAUUUUGUUAUUUCUGAAUGUAGUAAUGAGAGUGCCAGCGAAGAAGCCAAUAAAGAAAUUCCAAAAAAUGAGGAUGAAAAUGAAAAAUUUGAUACUGAUGAUGUUAUUGUCAUACAGCUGAGUGAUGUAAGUGGUGAUGAAAGUGAUGAUUAUCAGCUUAAGGAUGACAUGGAGGUCCAGAGUGAUGACAAUAAUGACGAAGGUGGUUGCAGAGAUGUUUACCAACUGGGAUUUAGUAAGAAAGAAGAUGAUUAUGAUGAAAUGGAUGAAAAUGACAAACUCAGUGACAUAAGUGUUGAUGAAGCCGUAAAUGCAUGUGAAGACAAUGAUGACAUAAAAAGUGAAGAUAAAUAUAAAAUUAUAGAGGAUCAUGAUAAUGAUGAAAAUGAUGAAAGUGAUAAAUUAAGUGAAGAUGAUUCUAAAGUUAUCAAUAGUGAUGAUCAUGAUGACGAUGAUGGUGAUGAGGAUUGUGAUGUAGAAUGGAGUGAUGUUGAUGAAAAUGAUCGUAAAAAUAAUUUGAUUCUUGAUACUAGAAUUGUUAAGGAAAGCAUGGAAGAAACAGAUCAAUCAGAUGACAUUACAAGAAGAGAUUCCAAGAAUUAUAUAGAUCAGAAUCCUUCUGCUAGUCAAGACCAACAAGUGAAUCAAGAAGGUUUGACUUGCAUGAUUCAAGCUCUAGAGAAUGAAACUAAACUAACGAAGGACAUUGUUUCUACUGAGGAAACAGAUUCGCCUUUUGGGUUUGUGAUUGGGGAUGUUGUCGGUGUAUCCCAGGAAGAAUUUGACAGACAGGAUUCCAGUGUGCCGGUUGACGAAGAAAACCUGCCGAAGCAACCAGAACUAUCAACAGGGUAUGUAGAGAAAAGCCAAGGCGACGAAGGUGAUGGAAAUCAAGGCAGCAUACAACAUCAAAAUUCAACAGAAGUUGAACUGACAUUUCCAAGCGAUUAUCCUAGGGUGGACUCCUAUCACAGUGAUAAUUAUAUUUACAACAAUGCUACUAUCAAAGAGGAGCCGAUGGAUGAUGAUGACUACAUACAGGAACAUGACUAUUUUGAUCAAAGUAGUACAUUGACUAUAGAUACUAAUCAGGUCUUAUCAGAACUUGGAACAGAAGAGAUGGGGUUGGAGGCUGAUGAGCUGUUGUCUUAUCAAGACAUGUUCGAUAUUACACCGACAGGGAUGUACAAGUGUAAAUAUUGUUCAGCAAAAUUGACCUCUUUUAAAGCACUUAAAAAUCACAUCGAUAAGUUUCACCAAAAAAGCUACAAGUGCCAGCAAUGUGAUGAGGUGUUUUCAAGGUCACAGGACUUGGCGGGACAUUGCAGAAGUCAUCGAAAAGAAGAAAGGAUAUCAAAAGAGAAAGGAAAAACAGGAAAUCGACAAAUACAUAAACAAAGGUCUUCUCGGAGUAAAAAUGUUGUGGUUGAAAAGGACGGACAGCGACUGUACCGGUGUAGAUUUUGUAACAAAAAAUUUGACAUGACUCAAAAACUUGCAAAUCACAUGCAAUGGAAACACAAGAAGGAAAGACAACGUGAAUUAAAACUUGAAGCAAGUAUUGAUAAAAACCCUGAAGUAAAAGAAGUUUCACUUCUUGGUGCAAAAUUGACAAUAAAGUUGGACACUUCGAACAAAGAUGGUUCUCACAGAAAGCAACCAGUGUACAGUGACACAUAUGAGUGUGCACAGUGUUCUCAAAUUUUCAAUAAGCAACAGGCAAUGGCAGUUCAUGUGAGGAACGUUCACUCCAAGUCAGACAAGAGUGACCAGACAAAAGGCAAGGAAAAGUCCCAUUCAUCUUUUAGGAAGAAAGUAAAGAAAAAAAAGAGAAAACGACGAAUCUCCGUAUCUAACGAAGACAGAAAGAUGAAGGUAGAAAAUGAUAUUGGUGACAAUAAUUCAACGUUGGAAGAAGGUGUGACACCAGCCAAGCAAAUGAAACACGAAUAUAUGAUGCAAUACCCAUCUCUCAAAUGCAAACUGUGUUCUAAAACAUUCCAAGAUUCAAGGGAAUUGAAAUCACAUUUAAACGGUGUCCAUGCACAGUAUUGUUGCAGAUAUUGUCCAAAAGCUUUUUACAAAAAUGAAAAAUUCAUGUGUCAUUCAUUUCAACAUAUAGGGGACUUGCGAUGUUUCUAUAAUGGGAAUGGUGAACAGAUGAUCAGGUGUCGAAAAUGCAAGGCAACAAUACCUGCAAAAUGUGAAAUGACACUCAAGCAUAUCAUUGGACAUAUCAAAGGUAAAAACCCUGCUGGACAAACACUUAGUCUCGAGAAACAAGUAUUCCUGGAGUGCAGUGACUGUGGCCAGCCUUUCAUAUCUAGAGAGUAUCUGUUCAAGCAUGAAUUGAAACAUGCCAUUUCAUCGGGAAAAGUAACGAAAGGGAAGUCAGUUUCGCGACCUGUAACAGACGGCGUCAGCCAGGCCUCGAUUAAUGCAAAGGUGAACAGCACAAAAACUCAUUCUGAACCAAUCGUGGGUCAAGGCUGUGUUGAAGCAUUUCCUUUGAGCAAUGCAAUGACACCAUCGGAUAUCACGACAGUUCCAACGCGGUCAGAAAUGGUUGCACAUUCGGUUUCUGAUCAAGCGAAUGUUGCAAUAGACGGUGAUAAGAUUGCAGGUGACGAGAACAAAAAGGUGAUGCUUCGUAGUCAGGUUAUUCAGACAGAAUUGAUAUCUGUUGUUAAAAUUCCUUUCAAAUGUGGAAUGUGCGAAGCACGAUUCCCCAAUUCACAGUAUCUCUUGCACCACAUGACGCUGCACAUGAACGGUCAAUAUGUGUUCAAAAUUGAGGUAGACAAAAAGAAGGACGAAAUGUCUCAAGGAAGUGAUGAUUCUGGCGUUUCGUCUUCUUCUAUGGACAUUCCCAGUUCAAAAAUGUCUGAUUCACCUGUCACACCACCUUCAAGUGGAACUCAGAUGGCGUCUUCGAUUGUGCAACAACUUUCAAAAGGAUCUAAUAUGGCAUCCAUAAUAAGCAGUAAUAUAAUAUCACCGGAGAGUGGUAUUCUUUUUAACUCUGCUGAUCAAAGCAAUGACCACACUUACACCACAAAAGUAAAUAAUUCUUUGGUCGAAUCUUCGCCAGAGAAGCCCGCAAGUAGACCUUCCUCAAGCAUAGUUGUUACUCCACAGUCCAGUACAAGUGUUUCCCUCAGGAAACAGGUGAUCAUUCUGCCACAAUCAAGACCUGCGAUUAGCGUUCCUACAACGGCAACACGCACAACGGUCACGCCUACUAUUACGAAGAAGCUGCAAGAAAUGCUUACAAAGAAGGAACAGUCUACGAGUAAAACGGGGGCUUCAAAUAUUGGAGUGUUUAAGCUUCCAACUUUAGGUUCAAUGACAGCCGGAAAACGCAUUUCGCAGGAGUCGGAAGGAGGAAUAAAGCACCCAGUUGUAGUUAAUGCUGUGGAGAAAAAGAUACGCGAACUUCUGGACGUAUAUAAAGUCCCACCAGGGACGGCAAAACAGAAAGGGGAGCUCGCAAAAUUUACGUCCCUCAUUUACCCCAAAAAAGUCAUGCUUCAAAAGAGCCCAGCAUCUACUAGUAAUUCAACUACUUCACUCGGAACAGCCGCUAAUAAAACUACACAAAGUAAAGUCAAUUCUGUGUUGUGCAGUUUUGAGAUGCAAAACGUAAAGAUAAAUAAGCAAGAUUCUUGUGAUAUGCCCUCAACGCAGUCUGUGAGUUCACAGUACAGCGAUACGGAAACAUUGAGUGCGGAAUCGGGAUCGCAAGGAUCAAGGUCGCCUGGAUCGAAUUCUCCCGUGGUUGGAAUGAGUUCCGAAUCUGACUCUGACGAGCUGAGUGAGGAUGAGCAGGCAUUAUUCGAGAAAACAACAACAUCUGUUCUUAUGCCACAGCCGCCAGAGCGACGAGAAAUUUCUACAGCACAGGAACAGAAAACGGUCAAAACGGAAGGCGUACCACAAACCAAUGCCGCUUUGCUCAAACCAACUUCUAUACGGAACUAUAAGAACCAACUGGACUUUGCCCAGGGAAGCUGGUUCGAAUGUGAAUUAUGCAUGUACUUGUGUAGAACACAUAAUGAGUUUAAAACACACUUAUCUAGUCACAAGAAAACGAAAAAGAUGAAACUGGUAAAAUGCACUGUAUGUCUCAGAAAGUUCAUAUCAAAGUGGCAUCUAUCAAAACAUAUGGAAAUUCAUCGCGCUAAUGCCUACUCGUGUUCCAAAUGUGGCGCCAACUUCCGCACAUCCGGCGCAGUUAUGGAACACAUGGAAAAAUCAUGUUCAUCUUGAAAAUUUUGCAGGUUGCAAACAGUCGGGUUUUUUGUAGUAUCCACCUACCUAGUCUGGAAACAAUCCCUUUUGCUUCCGAUUCGGAAUGUACAACAUGUCUUUGAUUUGAACUUAAUUUUAAAAGUAAUUAUGGAUUUAAUGAUUUUUUUUAAUUCGCAAAAAUUAAUUAUUAUACAAUAUUUUAGGUUAGUUUGAACAAAGAAUGAUUCGUGACUGUUAAUUUAUAUGCAUUUUUACUGUCAGUUUACCUCGGUAAACACUUGUCGAGUUAAUCUGAAAACGUGAGAAUCACAGUAGGCUAAAUUAAUGAGCAGCAUAUAUGAACAUGUAAAGGAAUUUAAGAAAAAAUACAAUAUUUGUUUUGUUAAGUUGUAAUUUUGUAUUAUAUGCUGUUUUCUAUUAUAAUAAACCAACUUUCUUAUCACGUGCGAUUUACUUUAAGGAAUGUCGCGAUCGAAAUCAAUUUACGAAAUCUAAUCACCGCAGAUUAAGACUUGAAUACGACAAUGCAGUAUAAUUUACCAUUAUACUUGUCAGUUUCACAAAAAAUAAUCCUUGUAAAAUUGUGAUGUAAAAUCGUGAAAGCAAAUUACGCCAAAAAAGUUGAUCUACAGUAACAGUUAUUUUAAUCUGCAUGUCCAUGACUAGGUUUUUUUUUACAUAUGUAUGUCAAUGUGUGCACAUGUUAAAACAACACAACAAAAAUAACAAAACUGCUACAUGUUUCCUUAAAUUUGUUUUUUAAAUAUUGACAAAAAAUGUAUAUAUAAUUCCCAACCAAUCCCGAUACGCUCCCGUGAUUUUCUAGGGUUUUUUUUAUAUUUUUUUUUUUGUGAGCCUGAAGGCGGUUCCCAGUUCCUAGUUCAAUUUAUCCUUAAACGUAACUGGAAACCAGAUCCUAGGUCCGUUUAUGGAAAACGUAUAUGUUGACAAACCGAAAGGUCCAACAUGCAUGAUAUCAUUUUAAUUAGGUAGAGGAACGGAACCCACGACCUUUCACAUAUAAAUUAAAUUUACCAUAGCUUUUUUUUGAUAUUUUGAUACUCUUAAAGCUGAGAGAACGGACCGUUCUGGACUAUUGUGUCCUUUGGCAAAUCACUUCCUCCUAAUUGAUCUGUAUAGCACGCGGUGUCCCUCUCGCAUUAUGUUCAAUGCUGUAGUCACCAGCUACUAAAAGAUGAACCCGUCUCAAAAUAAUUCUGUAUACAGGGCGAAAACCCAAUAAACUAUCACACUAACUUGUGUAUUCAUGGAAGAUUAAUCUUAUAGGGCUUUAUAAUAGUCCAAUUCAUCUUCCUAUUCUUUUAGCGUUGUUAUUAUCAUUAUUUUUUUUACAACUCGUUUUGAUUUUAUGUCUUGAUCAUCUACAUUUCUUUGAUCAGAUUUACGUUGUUUGUUAUAUGUAUGUUAAUUGAAAUGAGAUGUACCCUGAACAUAAGCUUGUACAAAUGCUAUUCUGAACGACAGUCUGUGCACUCUGUACACUUUACAUGUAUAUACAUGUAGAUCUGUUUACUAAGUUAUGUUAUGAAG
Molecule: messenger RNA, 6742 nt
Organism: Ylistrum balloti
Lineage: Eukaryota; Metazoa; Mollusca; Bivalvia; Pectinida; Pectinidae
Product: zinc finger E-box-binding homeobox 1-like
Exons: 3
Coding region: 317-5209 (1630 amino acids)
Biological process (GO): regulation of transcription by RNA polymerase II
Molecular function (GO): RNA polymerase II cis-regulatory region sequence-specific DNA binding; DNA-binding transcription factor activity
Source: RefSeq, a predicted model, not a curated record